AUGCCGAUGAACUUUAACACGUGCAUUACUAAAAAUAUAUUCGAGGAUUCUCGACUAUUGACUUUGGACUUUUUAUGCAAUGAAUUGAUUGGAAGAAACAUAUUUCGGCGAUCGGCAGUUCGGCCGACAACGAUGUCGAGAAAAAGUGCACGAUUGCAGUCAAAAGUGAAAAGUGAGGAAGAAGUUUUUAUGAAAAUCAAAAGGAAAAGAAAAGCCGACGAGGCAUUUGAGGAAGAUGCUAAUAUGAAUAAUCGAAGCAAGCAGUUUAGAAUAGAGAACCAAUGGAUUCCAAUAUCAGAAAACUCAUCCAUAACUACCUGUACCCUAGUGCCAAGUGAACCACUUUCCCCCGAGUCGGACUUAAAAUCCUCCCCUUUAACUGUACUUAGUUCCCAGUUCAGAUUUAGAAAUAUUUGCACCCAUGCGUGUAGACUGUCCCCCCUGCCCACAUUUAGUUGGGCAGAUUCCCAAGAAGUAUGGACCUUGAUGCUUCGAAAGGAAUCACAAUAUAACCGAAAUCAUCAUAUGUUUGAUCGCCAUCCCACACUUCAACCAAGAAUGAGAUCCAUACUGCUAGAUUGGAUUAUAGAGGUUUGUGAAGUAUACAGAUUACAUAGGGAAACCUUCUACCUCAGUGUUGAUUUUAUUGACCGUUUUCUUAGUACCACAAACAAUGUCAUGAAACACCAGCUUCAACUCGUAGGAAUAACAGCACUCUUCAUUGCAGCUAAGUUAGAGGAAAUUUAUCCACCUAAGAUAGCUGAAUUUGCCUAUGUCACAGAUGGUGCUUGCUCAGAAGCAGAGAUAUUGGAGCAAGAACUUGUUAUUUUAAAGGCUUUGAAGUGGGAUCUCUCUCCAAUGACCAUCACAGCUUGGCUGAAUGUCUACCUUCAAGUGGCCAACAUAGACCACAUAGUGGAGGCAGAACAUGGAUAAAUUUUAAAUUUUUGUUUUCCCCUAAGUAUUCAUCACAUAUUUUGAUAUGAUUAACAGUUGACAGACUUGUGUAUACUGGACAUUAGCUGUAUGGAGUACACUUACAGUCAGUUAGCAGCUGCUGCCCUGUAUCAUCUUACCUCAAGAGAAAUGGUGCUGUCUGUUACUGGGUAUGAGUGGAAAGACUUGGAGCCGUGUGUAGAGUGGAUGGCACCGUUUGCUCGGACACACAUGGACGAGGGCUCUGUAGAGGUCAAGUUUUUCCCGAGCAUACCGGCCGAGGACUCCCAUAACAUCCAGAUUCACUCUGUAGAUCUAAACAUGCUGGAAAGAGCUCAAGAAUUACAGGAAGAAAUCCAAACUCUGCUGAGGGCGAGAAGUCCAGACCCCCAAGCUCAAGUCAUCACACAGUUAACCCCUCCCCAUAGCGGCAACAAGAAGUCGAAUACCUCCAAAGAUUCCAACACCUCCUUUAGUUCCAGUGAGUUAGAUUCUUUCGAGAAAGAAUCGGGGGAGUUAAAGUAGGAGUGUAUUGUGUACAAGAGAGUAGACUGUAUAAUUGAGGGAUAAUUUCAAAUUGUGCUAUUGUACAGAAAUACUAGACAAUUAUCUCAGGUUAACUUUUGAGUCUUCUGCUGAUAUAUAUCUGAUGACCUAGAAUCCUCAGGAAUAUACUAGGGAGAAAGUUGUAUCUUGUAUACUUUACAGCAGAAUGAAGGGUAUUCUUGUGUAAUCUAGUGCUGCGUGUGUUGAUUAACAUAUAUUUAAUCUGUGUGGUCGAUUUCCUAUAUCGACGUGUGUGGUAUUUAUUGUUGAUACAUAGGGUGUGACUGAGUGUAUUGUAAACUUAUAAUCUUAAUUUAACAAAACUGUUCUUGCAAUAUUUUCAUGUUUUGUUUAUAUAUUGCACCCAUUUUAAAGGGUGGGGUCUGUAUAGCUCUUUAGUAGUGGGACCAACAAAUUUUACAUGCAUAAGUUUUCAAUUGUACCCAUGAUUAUAGGAACAAUGUUUUCCAUUCAUGUAUGGCCACUUUGUGUUCAUCUCAAUGUUCAAAGAAUAAAUUUCAGUCAAAAUACAAUGAAUCAAAUACAUAUACUUGAUAUUAUUUACAAUAUCCCAUGUGUUCAUGUUGAAAUAUGGCAAUGAAACCACUUGUGUUCACAAUUCCACCAAAUGUGUUCAUUUUUAUUAAGGUAUGAAUGUUAAGUGUGAUUGUUAAACAAAAUGCAAGAGGAAGAAUGGAGAUUUUGAGAUUUUUAUGUUCUAAUGUACAUGGUAUUUGUGCAAUUUAAAGUUUCUUUUUAACAGCUGACAAGUCAAUUCAUUUGUGAUUUCCUUUAUUGAUACUGCUGCAAGUGGGAUGACUAUGUUUGAUUCAAAAACAAAUUUGUAAAUUGCCUCCUAAACAAAUAACUUUUACUAAAAAUUGCAAGAUACUGGUGUGUGUUAAAAUACUGAUAUUGGAUCUGAACUCUGUAAAUGAAUUGAAACUUAUAUUGCUAGAGAUUUCAGUAGAAAGAUAAAGCAAAAUAUUUUUCAAAAUGAAAGAAAAAUAUGUUAUAACAAAGAGGGUUGAUGACUACACAAAUUGAACCAAAUUUUUUCCUUGUUACUUGUUUUUUCUUCUUCUCAUGCCUUUUUGUAAUGUUGGAACUUUGUGUAUUUUUAAGGUUUAGAAUCAUCUAAUGUUUAUGAAGAUAUCAUGCAUUUUAUUUUUCACCUUUUGUUUUACUUUUAAAGAAAUCAGAACUUCAGCAUAGCAUAGGAUCACAUUUCAAUUAACUAUAUUAACUCUAGAAUCAAAUCAUGUGCUCUUCAUAAUUCACUAUACAAUUCAUCUGCAUAUAAUGCAAAAUUUAAUGGGUUUUUAUGGGUCUCUGCUUAUUUUCCUUGGUGAAUCCUCAUACUUUAUCCAUAAAAUGGAUAUGGAAAAAAAAUAAUCGGGUGCUUUACUACAUUGAUUAUAAACACGGUGAAUGGAUGUUAGAAGAAUUGUUGUGUCCAAAGAAGAAUUUCUAUGAAUAUAUUUAAUAAUUUAUCCUCAGUAAUUUAUGAUUUAUCUGCCACAGAUUUAAAGAUGUAUAAUUUAGAUUUGAUUCAUAUUAAUUUAUUUUCUUUUUUUAUUUAUCUUUUUUUCCUGUAUCUGAGAAUAUAUUAUCGAAAUAUAUUGUGUACUCUGUACAAUGGCAAUAUACUAUAUAAAUAUAUGAAAUACUUAUAGUCAUUUGAAAGUCAAAGGAUUUAUUGACAAUCCUUGUCUAAGUAUUGUAGUAGCAUUUUAAAGUAGAUUUAGUUUGAAAACAAAUGUACAUUACAUGAAACUCUACAUGAUACAUCACACAUUCUUGUUAUCCGAAAAACAGUCAUGAGAAAUCUGAAGUAAUUCAGUUGAACAUCUAUUAUUUUUAUAUACUCAUACUCAUCUUGUAAAUGUUCAUCCUUAACACAUUGACGUUUGUUAUGGUUAAGUUUUUAAAUAUUUGACAAAGCAAGUUUUAGUCAAAUGUAUAUUAAAAAAAAGAUGCAAUAAAUGUUGUUGUAAAUUACA
Messenger RNA from Saccostrea cuccullata (small rock oyster), 3485 nucleotides. Its product is annotated as G1/S-specific cyclin-E-like. NCBI's taxonomy places the organism in Eukaryota, Metazoa, Mollusca, Bivalvia, Ostreida, Ostreidae. Gene Ontology annotation, cellular component: nucleus; cytoplasm; cyclin E1-CDK2 complex. The record is from RefSeq and is a predicted model, not a curated record. Gene Ontology annotation, molecular function: cyclin-dependent protein serine/threonine kinase regulator activity. The transcript is spliced from 12 exons. Gene Ontology annotation, biological process: regulation of cyclin-dependent protein serine/threonine kinase activity; G1/S transition of mitotic cell cycle.